AUGGCUUCACCAGUAUAUUCACACCAGAUUAUACUCCCAGAAUCCCGACAGAUUGUCCUCGUGAAAGCACGACCAGGUGAGCGUGUGCAUAGCCCUCUCGUUAUCAAUCCCUCCCCGACGCAGAUAAGGAUGUUGCAAAGCUGUGACGACAUCCUAUCUGUGUUCAACGAUGGUGGACCCGAGUAUAAAAUUCUUUCGAUGGAACUCAAAACGGAUCAAGGAUCAGUACCCGCUCUUGUACCAUUGGAUGGAUCGCAUGUGUUGGAUCAUGAAACAUGUGUAAAGCUUGCACGUUAUAUAACACCGUCUGUUAGCGCAAAGGACUUCUCGAAGGAAAAGAUUAUUGAACAUUCGGUCGAGAUUAAUGGAAACAAUGUUGAGGAUGGAGAGGAAGAAGGAGAGGUUUGUGCCAUUUGUUUGGUAGGAAUCAAGACGGGUGACGGCUUGGAACUGACAGAAUGCGAACAUAGGUAUCAUGAAGAAUGCAUUGAGAACUGGCUGCAGUUGAAGCAAAAUUGUCCAAUUUGUAGAGCGGAAAUAUGA
Helianthus annuus (common sunflower) is the source of this 543-nucleotide messenger RNA. Its product is annotated as E3 ubiquitin-protein ligase RNF38-like. The transcript has a single exon. The record is from RefSeq and is a predicted model, not a curated record. The coding region runs from base 1 to 543 and encodes 180 amino acids. NCBI's taxonomy places the organism in Eukaryota, Viridiplantae, Streptophyta, Magnoliopsida, Asterales, Asteraceae.